This is a messenger RNA of Centrocercus urophasianus (Greater sage-grouse), 671 nucleotides long. RefSeq lists its product as uncharacterized. The transcript is spliced from 4 exons. Bases 1 to 648 code for a protein of 215 amino acids. Lineage: Eukaryota; Metazoa; Chordata; Aves; Galliformes; Phasianidae. The record is from RefSeq and is a predicted model, not a curated record.
AUGGGCAAUAUUUGCUCUUCGGGGCAAAACUCAGCGCGGGGCGAUAUCCCCCGGCCCGGCUCUCGCUGCGGAGCUCUGUGCGCUGUAACCCCCGCGGCUCUGCCCUCCCCCCUCCCCCCUCUCCCCCCCGACGCCGCUGUACCCCCGGACCCCCUCCGCACCUCCCCCUCCUCCGGCUCACGGAGCGAUCGGCACCGCCCGGCCUGGCCCUGCGGCGUGGAAAAGCGCAUCAUCUCGGGAGCCUGCACGGGCGAAGGGAGAGCAACGCACCUCUGCAUCCCGAUUCUGCGUGUCCCUGAGAGCCGCCCUGCCUCUUCAUGGGGCGUCCUGAGCUGCUUCGGUCUGGGAAGGCUGCAGCUUUUGAGCGCGGUUGGUUUCCUCUCUGCCAGGCAUCCUCGGGAGGGCAAAGUGCCCUCGCGGAGUCAUUGGACCAUUUCCAGUGGGGAACAUCCCCGUGGAGCCGCCAGGGAUGAGUUCCUUCAAGGUCUGAGUGCUGCUGAUGAAGACACCUGCUCUGCAAGCCCUGAGCUGAUGUUUUCAAUGGAUCUUGACACUGAAUGGGAGAAAGGGCAUCUCUUGAAAGGCUCGUGCCUCGAGGAGCUCGAUAGAGCUGGAAAGCGAGGAACAGCCGCUCCUGCGGGCAGAUGAGAGCAGCCCUACGAGCCCCGAGC